CUCUGACCAAUCAGAAUGCAGCGUUCGGAAUUCUCUCGGCGCAGGCGCAGACUCCAUCUUGUGGCCCGUAAAACGUGCACACGCUUCUUGAGUGGGCGGGCUUCUCCGAGGAGACGCAGCCAAUCAGAGAGCAGCGCUGGGCUCCCGACGCUGCUGAUUGGUCGCCGGGAGGAUGCGCCGAGGACUUCCGCAAUCUGUGGAAUUUGUGUUCGGGUUCAGCCUCAGUCUCAUUUCUCACGACUCGGUGUUGAUCUGCAGCUCGUCAUGUCUCAGGCUGAUAAAACGAAGGGUCAGUUCACCAAUCCGGAGACUCCCGGCUACGUGGGAUUCGCCAACCUGCCCAAUCAGGUUCACCGUAAAUCAGUGAAGAAAGGCUUCGAGUUCACGCUUAUGGUAGUGGGUGAGUCUGGUUUAGGAAAGUCGACUCUGAUUAACAGUCUGUUCCUCACUGAUCUGUACCCAGAGAGAAUCAUCCCCGGGGCUGCAGAGAAGAUCGAGCGCACGGUGCAGAUCGAAGCCUCCACCGUGGAGAUCGAGGAGCGUGGAGUGAAGCUGCGUCUCACCGUGGUGGACACGCCCGGAUAUGGAGACGCCAUUAACAGCCAAGACUGCUUCAACACCAUCAUUGCCUACAUCGACGAUCAGUUCGAGCGUUACCUGCACGACGAGAGCGGCCUGAACCGCAGACACAUCGUGGAUAAUCGCGUCCACUGCUGCUUCUACUUCAUCUCUCCGCUCGGACACGGUCUGAAGCCGCUGGACGUUCAGUUUAUGAAGGCCAUCCACAACAAAGUGAACGUGGUCCCCGUGAUCGCUAAAGCCGACACGCUGACGCUGAAGGAGAGAGAGAGGCUGAAGCGCAGGAUUUUAGACGAGAUUGAUGAGCACGGCAUCAAGAUCUACCACCUGCCCGACGCCGAGUCCGACGAGGAUGAGGAGUUUAAGGAGCAGACGAGGAUCCUGAAGACCAGUAUCCCGUUCGCAGUGGUCGGCUCCAACCAGCAGAUCGAGGCUAAAGGGAAGAAGGUGCGAGGGCGUCUGUACCCGUGGGGUGUGGUGGAGGUGGAGAACCCUGAACACAACGACUUCCUCAAACUGCGCACUAUGCUUAUAACCCACAUGCAGGACCUACAGGAAGUGACUCAGGACCUGCACUAUGAGAACUUCCGCUCGGAGCGGCUGAAGCGAGGCGGCAGGUUGUCCUCCCACGGUUACAUUCUGCCUCUGUCGCCUGCGAAGGCUCCGGAGCCGGAGGAAAUGGACAAGGACAUGAUCCUUCUGGAGAAGGAGGCUGAGCUGAGGAGGAUGCAGGAGAUGAUUGCGAAGAUGCAGGCGCAGAUGCAGAAGCAGGGAGACGGAGAAGGAGACGGACACGUCUAGACAACUCGAGGUGCAGGGCAAUGAAGCGAGACGAUCUGAGACACCGAGAGAAAGAGACGGGAGAGACGUGUCUGGUGUCUCAUGUCUCACUAUGUUUUUGGCCACUUUCUUAAACAUAUUUUUUACUCUUUCUUGGGAUAAAUAUUUAGUUUUUUUGUUUGUAAGCAGUAUUAUUAUUAUUAUUAUUAUUAUUAUUAUUAUUAUUGCUUUUUCUAUAUGCAGAAACGUGUUGAUUUGAAUCCUUCUAGUUACUCGAUAAUCACCUUUCUGAUCGCCGUUUACGAUCUUUAACGCGAGUAUCACGAUAGAUAUCGUAUCGGCUGAUUAUCCGCACACGACUACACAUCGAGCUGUUACUCCAGUAAUUGUGUUCAUCCAAAUACUGACCUGUGUGUGUGUGUGUGUGUGUGUGUGUGUGUGUUCAUGAUCAGAGUGGAUUUGAUGGAAGGAUUUUGUAGGUGCUUCGAAGUGCUAGCAUAAAUAAAUGAGCUGAAAUGAUUUAUCCUAGGCCACA
Messenger RNA from Silurus meridionalis, 1894 nucleotides. It is a transcript of the gene septin2, whose product is annotated as septin 2. Lineage: Eukaryota; Metazoa; Chordata; Actinopteri; Siluriformes; Siluridae. Gene Ontology annotation, molecular function: GTPase activity; GTP binding; molecular adaptor activity. The record is from RefSeq and is a predicted model, not a curated record. Gene Ontology annotation, cellular component: septin complex; cell division site; microtubule cytoskeleton. The transcript has 13 exons. Gene Ontology annotation, biological process: cilium assembly; regulation of exocytosis; cytoskeleton-dependent cytokinesis. Bases 16 to 1380 code for a protein of 454 amino acids.